UGGUCUUAUAUUUGUUGUUGUAUUUUUGGGUAGUUUUGCACUCUCUUUCUCUGGUUUUAUUGUGUAUGAAAUCUGACCUUCAAAGAUCACUACUUUCUACUUCUAUGAGCUAUAUUUUUUCUCUUUUGGCCUUGCUAUCUUCUUCAAGAAUCAAAUCCUUCUUUUCUUGCACCGAUGAGGAUUAGAAACAGAAAGGUUCCUUUGCCUCUUUCAUCCCUUUCCCCUAUACCUCUCUCAGAUCCCCAGUUUAGCCGGUCUCCGGUGGUGCAACUUCAAUUACACAACAGCCCACAUCAAAGUCUCCAUCAAGAACCUCAGAAGGAUGAAUACUUUGAUCUUCACCUGCCUUCUGAUCGCCUAAAUCAACCGAUCGGAGGUGGAAGCAAAGGUCAUGAUGAUUGCUCCCAUGGUGCUGGGCCACAAGAAGAGAAGAAGGUUUUGUUGGAAGAGGGAGAUGGGAUUAAAGGAGGAGAGCCAAGAGAGAAGAGUAAUGAUACCAGGAGGGGAAGUUUCUUGAGUGAAGGAGUACACGUUACGGUUCUUCAACAAUCUAGUUCUUCCCAUCAAGGAGUUGGGAGAUGGGGUGAGGGAGAGAAGGCAUUUCCAUUAAAGAAGAGAAGAGGGAGCUUUGAAAGGAGAUCGAAUGAAGAAACGAUAGUGGAUAGAAACAAGAAAAUGAAAACCAAAAUGAAGACAAAGAUGAACAAGAAAUGUGUGCAACAGAAUGGUGAUAAUGAAGAAGAUGAGAAGGAAACAAAAGAAGGUGCUGGUUCCAAUAUAAAAGCAAAGCCUAGGGGUGGUGCACUGUUGGAGGGAUCACGGUGCAGUCGUGUUAAUGGUAGAGGAUGGAGGUGUUGUCAGCAAACCCUUGUGGGAUACUCUCUUUGCGAACAUCAUUUGGGUAAAGGAAGGCUAAGAAGUAUGAAUAGUGUUCGAAGCCGAUCCAUUGCCACUACUGUACCAAAGAAGGACGAGUCUGAGGAAGUAUCGAGCCAUUUAUUACCGUCGCAGAAGAAAGAAGAGACUAAAGGGGCUUCUUUAGAUGAUAAAGUUAGUGUUGCAUAUGAUGAAGAUGGUAAGGAGAAGCCAUUGGUGGUCUCAAAGAGGAAGAUGAAGCUUGGUGUGGUGAAAGCUCGAUCAAUGAGCAGCUUGUUGGGCCAAGCAAACAAUGCAGUUGGAGUGGCUGAGAAUAACGACUAGGGAAACUCUCUUGAUGGUGUUGGGUGAUCUGCCUAGCUAGUGCAAGCAUAACAAUUGUUCUUUUCUGUUUGAGAGUCUGAAUGAAGAACGAAAGGAAGCUGGAUAGAUCCUUGAUCAAGUGUUAUCUUUCUCUUGAACUGCAUUAUAAUUAAUAUUUUCUUUUCUUUUCUUUCUGUUUCUGAACUAAUCUUAAUGUUUUGCUUAAUGCUUUUGUAUUAUGACUGGUGGGUUUGAUAUAUGUUACUUGACUGAAUCAUAUGGAUUUUACUUUCAGUUUAAUUCA
This is a messenger RNA of Populus euphratica (Euphrates poplar), 1483 nucleotides long. RefSeq lists its product as uncharacterized. NCBI's taxonomy places the organism in Eukaryota, Viridiplantae, Streptophyta, Magnoliopsida, Malpighiales, Salicaceae. The transcript has 4 exons. The coding region runs from base 175 to 1200 and encodes 341 amino acids. The record is from RefSeq and is a predicted model, not a curated record.